Molecule: messenger RNA, 1309 nt
Organism: Lolium perenne
Lineage: Eukaryota; Viridiplantae; Streptophyta; Magnoliopsida; Poales; Poaceae
Source: RefSeq, a predicted model, not a curated record
CACUGGUACCAAAACUCUUCAUCAGAGAAAAAAAUCCUUCAAUCCGCUUACAUCACCUCGGCCGGCGGUGCCGCCGAUCUCCCCCAAAGUCUUGCUCCAAAGCCAUGGCCAUGCCGCGCCGCUCUCUCCUCCUGCUCCUGCUCCCCCUCCUUCUCCUCUCCGUCCGCGCCUUCCAGUCCGACGAGCUGCUCCUCCACGACGACGACGAGUUCGAGGGCGGCAUCCGGCCCUCCCCCGUCCCCUCCCAGCCCGCCUCGCCGGCGCCGGUGGUCUCGUCCCCCCGCCGCCGAUCCGCGGACGCAGCGCAGGCGGCAGGCGCCGCGGAGUCCAACGCCGUCCAGUUCACGCUCGAGCACGACCUCGGGGCCGGCGCAGGGUUCACCCCUGCCGGAUCCUUCUCCGCGCGCCUCAAGUCCUCCGCCCACGGCUCCCAGACUCUCACUAAGCUUCGCUUUACGAGGAAUGAGUUGACUGCAAGUGAAAAAGAUACAUUCAAGAAACUACUGAAUGAAGAUGGUUUUUAUACAAUAAGGCUACCGUCUAAUGUGUUGGCUCCUACAGGAGAAGAUUUCGUUUAUUCCUCGAUCAAAGCUAGAUGCAUUCCACGUGACAGCUUGGAUGAACAUAUUGUCAUCCACAUGGAUGGUGUAAAUGUUUUGGCUGUUAAUUAUGGUUCUGUUGGUGGAUGCCAGUAUCCCCGGCCAAUGAAAUUACCAUCAAAAUGGACAUUCAAUUCGUACACUGUUCUGAAGACUGCUGAACAAGCACCAAGAACUCCAUCUUUUGUAGAGCAAUUAAUAGAAACCGAGAGUGGACUUGGUGAAGUCAUGAAACCACCUGAGAAAUCGUUCUGGGCUAAAUAUUGGAUGUACAUAAUUCCUCUUGGUCUUAUUGUCAUGAAUGCUGUCACGGCAGCAGCAAACAUACCGGAGGAGCAAGCUGGAGGGCAGGGUCAACCUGCAGCACAAAGGGCGCCAAUUGCUGCUCCAAGGAGAAGAUGAUGACUUCCUUCCUAUAUGCCUCCCAUGUCAUAGAUUCAAAGAAUGGACAGGAGAUGGACCUGUAUGACCCUCGCCAGAAUAGGAAGCCGUACCAGUAGGUGACAAGACCCACUUCGGUUUAUUUAUGCAUUCAGAAACCCACCCUGUUGUAGAAUUGUCAGAAAGGUCUCUUGAUCUCAUCUAAACACACAUAUUUCUGCCUGUUGAUAGAAACUGUGACAAGUUUUUAACUCAGCGCCACUGUAUGCGUUGAUCUUCCAAACUAGCUUAUUUUUACCAAUGUCAAACAUGGUAUGUUCUGCUGAUAA